Molecule: messenger RNA, 7026 nt
Organism: Oncorhynchus nerka (sockeye salmon)
Lineage: Eukaryota; Metazoa; Chordata; Actinopteri; Salmoniformes; Salmonidae
Product: leucine-rich repeat-containing G-protein coupled receptor 5-like
Exons: 8
Coding region: 83-1690 (535 amino acids)
Biological process (GO): adenylate cyclase-activating G protein-coupled receptor signaling pathway; activation of adenylate cyclase activity; positive regulation of canonical Wnt signaling pathway
Cellular component (GO): plasma membrane
Molecular function (GO): G protein-coupled peptide receptor activity; protein binding; protein-hormone receptor activity
Source: RefSeq, a predicted model, not a curated record
CACUGGAGCUCGCAUCACAUCCCUACCUACCACUGUGUGUGACCAGCUACCCAACCUGCAAGUGCUAGAUCUGUCCUACAACAUGAUCCAGGCUCUGCCCAGCUUCAGAGGAUGUGAGAAGAUUCAGAAAAUUGAUCUGCACCACAAUGAAAUUAAAGAGCUGCAAGCUGACACAUUCCAGGGACUGACUUCCCUACGGUCUCUUGACCUGGCUUGGAACAAGCUGUCCUCUCUGAACCCGCUGUCCUUCUCCAGUCUGCCUGCCCUCAUCAAACUUGAUCUUACUUCCAACCGGUUGUCCUACCUGCCUGUAUCUGGGCUCCAUGGACUCACACACCUCAAACUAGCUGGCAACGAGGACCUGCAGGAGCUACUGCCUGCUGAGAGCCUCCCCAAACUGAGGGUGAUGGAGCUGCCCUAUGCCUUCCAGUGCUGUGCCUUCGUCUCCUGUGAGAAACACUCCUCUCCCUGGGACAGAGACAAUAACCACAACGGGAAGGACGACUUCGGGAGGAGGGAGGGCAUCUUGUCUAACCAAGACCACGAGGACUUUCUGUUGGACUUUGAUGAUGAGCCCAAAUCCCACCACACUGUCCAGUGUUCCCCAUCACCUGGUCCGUUCCGUCCUUGCCACCACCUGUUUGGCAGCUGGUUGAUCCGUGUUGGUGUGUGGGUCAUUGCUACUCUCUCCCUGGUCUGCAACACACUGGUGAUGGUCUCCAUCUUUCUCUCCCCGUCCUUCCUGUCCCCUGUGAAGCUGCUGAUUGGCCUGCUGGCUCUGGUAAACAGUCUGAUGGGGCUGUGGUCUGCCACGCUGGCCACUGUCGAUGCCUUGACCUUCGGCAGCUUCGGCCGCUACGGGGCGCGAUGGGAGAGCAGCACGGGCUGCAAGCUGACCGGCUUCGUCUCCAUCUUCGCUUCUGAGACCAGUAUCUUCUUACUGACUGUGGCCGCCCUGGAGAGGGGGCUGUCGAUACGGAGAGGCAAGGCCGCCGAGGGGAAGACUUCGCCGGGCACGCUGAGGCUGGUGGCCGCCUUGUGUUUCCUUCUGGGCCUGGCUAUCACCCUGCUCCCCCUGCUGGGGGACUACGGAGUCUCCUCCAUCUGUCUCCCCAUGCCCUACGAAGAGCCCUCCUCUCUGGGCUUCAUGGUGGCUCUAGUCCUGGUCAACUCCCUAUGUUAUCUCAUCAUGACCGUCACAUACGCCCGCCUCUACUGCAGCCUGGAGAAAGGAGAGCCGGACAACCUGUGGGACUGCUCCAUGAUCCGUCACGUGGCCUGGCUGCUGUUCACCAACUGUCUCCUCUACUUCCCUGUAGCCUUCCUCUCCUUCUCCUCCCUGCUGAAACUGCCCUCGGUAGGGCCUGAGGUGGUGAAGUCAGUGCUUCUAGUGGUGGUUCCUCUCCCAGCCUGCCUCAACCCUCUACUCUACGUCCUCUUCAACCCUCACUUCAGAGAGGACCUGGGCCUACUCCACAGAAGGACUCGCGGCGCCCUGCACCUCAGCAGACCCCGCCGACUCAGCCUCGUCUCGCUCAACUCGGAGGACGCCGAGAAACAGUCAUGUGACUCCACGCAGGCCCUGGUCACCUUCGGGGUGUCAGAGGAGGAGGAGGAGUCUAGGGGGGCGGGGCAGCAACCCAGCGCCGAGGCACACCACCCUCCGUUUGCCUUCAUCCCCUGUCGCUAGGCAGACUAGCGUUCAGGCUUCACUGUUUUUACUCCCAGGGCUGCAGGGCUCUGGGUUCUACCCCCAGUACCCCAUGCCCUAGAUCAACCCCCUACACACAGACACAGACUGUGUUAGAGCAGUACAUGUAGCCAGAGAGGAAGGAUGAAGAAACAAGGCCACUGCUACAUGGACAGGAACAGGACACAAAAUGGCCGCCAUGGCUCUCCUCUGAAUCAGAACUCUAAUAUAGAGCUAGAUAGACUCCCAUUGUCCUGGUUUUCAUGUCUCUCUAUCUGUCUGAAUCAGAACUCUGAUAUAGAGCUAGAUAGACUCCCAUUGUCCUGGUAUUCAUAUCUCUCUAUCUGAAUCAGAACUCUAAUAUAGAGCUAGAUAGACUCACAUUGUCCUGGUUUUCAUGUCUCUCUAUCUGUCUGAAUCAGAACUCUGAUAUAGAGCUAGAUAGACUCACAUUGUCCUGGUAUUAAUAUCUCUCUAUCUGAAUCAGAACUCUAAUAUAGAGCUAGAUAGACUCCCAUUGUCCUGGUUUUCAUGUCUCUCUAUCUGAAUCAGAACUCUGAUAUAGAGCUAGAUAGACUCCAAUUGUCCUGGUUUUCAUAUCUCUAUAUCUGUCUGAAUCAGAACUCUAAUAUAGAGCUAUAUAGACUCCUGGUAUUCAUGUCUCUGUAUCUGUCUGAAUCAGAACUCUGAUAUAGAGCUAGAUAGACUCCCAUUGUCCUGGUAUUCAUAUCUCUGUAUCUGUCUGAAUCAGAACUCUGAUAUAGAGCUAGAUAGACUCCCAUUGUUCUGGUAUUCAUGUCUCUCUAUCUGUCUGAAUCAGAACUCUGAUAUAGAGCUAGAUAGACUCCCAUUGUCCUGGUUUUCAUGUCUCUGUAUCUGUCUGAAUCAGAACUCUAAUAUAGAGCUAGAUAGACUCCCAUUGUCCUGGUAUUCAUAUCUCUCUAUCUGAAUCAGAACUCUAAUAUAGAGCUAGAUAGACUCCCAUUGUCCUGGUAUUCAUAUCUCUCUAUCUAUCUGUCUGUACAGUACCAGCUAUGUGUAAACCCCAGCCUGGCAGCUUGAUGCCGGACAGAAGCACAACUGAUUAUGUUAUGAACACAGUUAUGAACAGUUUUCGAUCAUCAUAUGUAUACCAACACAGUGGCCAAUGCUCUCUUUUAAUGAAGGUACUUGACUCUAUAAUAUGUAGGCCAGGACGAGGAGGAGGAGGAGGAAGAGGAAAUUCCACACUGCAUCUCUAUGCUUUCAGUUUUAUUUCCGAUAGAUCCCUAAGAUAAAACACAUCAUUUGAGUUUAAACAUCCUCUCUGACAGUUAUAUAAUUACCAGCGGAGUUUUGUGAGAACAAUUCGUAAGGUGUGUGUUUGUGUGUGUGUGUGUGUGUGUGUGUGUGUGUGUGUGUGUGUGUGUGUGUGUGCGCGUGUGCGUGCAUGUGUGUGUGUUGGGUCUUGUCAUCUAUCGAUACUUGGUGUUAAAAGUGUGGUGACCUUGUGAGAUUACACCAGCUAAGACUGCCAUGUCACAACAUUCUCCUUCAGCAACAACGGCACCAAUUACAUUUGGUUACAUAUGCCACACUGUGUUGUGUGUGUGUGUGUGUGUGUGUGCGUGCGUGCGUGCGUGCGUGCGUGCGUGUGUGUGUGUACAUUAUACUGUGACAAUCUGUUUUCCUUGUUUAGAAUAUGCCAGUUUGUUUUAAAGUAAGAUUUGGUGCGUAUUCGUAUUUGACCCGACUAUUUAGUUGUAAAAGUUUUCCCCCUAUUUAGUGAGUUGUUGCUUUUAGACUGUUUUAUCGAUGCACCGUUACCGUUUAGAGUGAUGACAACACAGUAUAUUACAUCUUUAGUUGUGUUUAUCAUUUAACUACGUCAAUCACCAGCAUGCAUGAUUCUCCUCCAUUACCUAGUGACUAGAGCACGUACCUGGGGGAGGAGGGGAGAGAGGGGAGAGGAGAGAAAGAGAGAGGAGAGGAGUUGAGAGGAGAGAAAGAGAGAGGAGAGGAAGAGAGAGGAGAGAAAGAGAGGGAGAGGAGUUGAGAGGAGAGAAAGAGAGGGAGAGGAGAGAAAUAGAGAGGAGAGGAGACAAAGAGAGGGAGAGCGAGAGGAGAGAAAGAGAGGGGAGAGGAGUUGAGAGAAAGAGAAGGAGAGGAGAUGAGGGGAGAGAGAGGAGAGGAGAGAAAGAGAGAGGAGAGGAGACAAAGAGAGGGAGAGCGAGAGGAGAGAAAGAGAGGGGAGAGGAGUUGAGAGAAAGAGAAGGAGAGGAGAUGAGGGGAGAGAGAGGAGAGGAGAGAAAGAGAGAGGAGAGGAGACAAAGAGAGGGAGAGCGAGAGGAGAGAAAGAGAGGGGAGAGGAGUUGAGAGGAGAGGAGAGAAAGAGAGGGAGAGGAGAGAAAGAGAGGGAGAGCGAGAGCGAGAGGAGAGAAAGAGAGGGGAGAGGAGUUGAGAAGAGAGGGAGAGGAGAGAAAGAGAGGGAGAGCGAGAGGAGAGAAAGAGAGGGGUGAGGAGUUGAGAGGAGAGGAGAGAAAGAGAGGGAGAGAAAGAGAGGGGAGAGGAGUUGAGAGGAGAGGAGAGAAAGAGAGGGAGAGGAGAGAAAGAGAGGGAGAGCGAGAGCGAGAGGAGAGAAAGAGAGGGGAGAGGAGUUGAGAAGAGAGGGAGAGGAGAGAAAGAGAGGGAGAGCGAGAGGAGAGAAAGAGAGGGGUGAGGAGUUGAGAGGAGAGGAGAGAAAGAGAGGGAGAGAAAGAGAGGGAGAGGAGGAGAGGAGAGAAGAGAAAGAGAGGGAGAGGAGAGGACGGGAGAGAAAGCGAGGGAGAGGAGGGAGAGAGGAAGAUUCUUAUUCAUGUGUUUUAGAGGUCAGAAUGAAAACCUGUGGUAAUGAUGUGUAUUGCUCCCCCACUGCACUGGGGCAGGACAGAGACGUCUUGUGUUCUGACUCUUUGUUCUUUGGCAUAGCGGUAGCAUAGCAGCAGCAGGGUGUUAACCUGGAUAGAGGUACCAGGUCACCGCCUACCAGGACUGAACCCUUUCCAAGGAGCUGGAUUGCUCGUGAAAUGAAAUAUCACCGGGACGAGGGUCAGUUCAGAGCGGCCCGCGUUCUAGUUCACCCCUUUCCUCCAUUCCUCUUUCUGUUGUCUUCUUUUACUUACUUCCUCUUGCUUUUUGGUAGACGCAACCGACUACUAAUGCCAAACAUCAGCGGCCUCUCCAGACAAAUACUUGGAUCUGAGAUUAGCAAGGUUUAAAAGCCCUCUGAGGCGAUUCCUGAGGUAUCUUCAGAGCUCAGCUCCGGGUUGUCGACCUCUCUUUUCCUCAUCCUCUCUCCUUCUCUUCAUCCUCUCUCCCUCUCUUCAUCCUCUCUCCCUCUUCAUCCUCUCUCCCUCUUCAUCCUCUCUCCCUCUCCUCAUCCUCUCUCCCUCUCUUCAUGCUCUCUCCCUCUCUUCAUCCUCUCUCCCUCUCUUCAUCCUCUCUCCCUCUCUUCAUCCUCUCUCCCUCUCCUCAUCCUCUCUCCUUCUCUUCAUCCUCUCUCCCUCUCUUCAUCCUCUCUCCCUCUUCAUCCUCUCUCCCUCUUCAUCCUCUCUCCCUCUUCAUCCUAUCUCCCUCUCUUCAUCCUCUCUCCCUCUCUUCAUCCUCUCUCCCUCUCUUCAUCCUCUUUUCCUCUCUUCAUCCUCUCUCCCUCUCUUCAUCCUCUCUCCCUCUCCUCAUCCUCUCUCCCUCUCCUCAUCCUCUCUCCUUCUCUUCAUCCUCUCCCCCUCUCUUCAUCCUCUCUCCCUCUUCAUCCUCUCUCCCUCUCCCAUCCUCUCUCCCUCUCUUCAUCCUCUCUCCCUCUUCAUCCUCUCUCCCUCUCCUCCUCUCCUGCCUUGCUGGUCACAGGUCAUAUCUACCUUUACCUCAGAGCUCUCCAGCACUUAGAACUAGGAAAAAUAGAGACUUCAAUGCUGGUUCAGUGUAGCAACCUCGUGAAACAACCGCAAAGUCUUGGCAUGGCCCCUCCUUUGUCCUUGUGUGGAUGAAUUAAGGAGCGAGAUGUCAUUACUUAUAAAGCGAAUUGCUCUUGGAAACCUAAAAAUGUAAUCAACAGUCUUUGCCAUUCCUGAAAACUCUGCUGCUCAUGGUCUGUCAAAAACCUUGCUGUCUGUGAGUUAGUUUUCUCUCUCUCUCUCUCUCUCUCUCUCUCUCUCUCUCUCUCUCUCUCUCUCUUUCUUUCUUUCUUUCUUUCUUUCUUUCUUUUUUUUUUUUCUCUCUCUCUCUCUCUCUCUCUCUCUCUCUCUCUCUUCUUUCUUUCUUUCUCUCUCUCUCUCUCUCUCUCUUUCUCUCUCAACAAAACACAAACUCGCUGUAAUGAACCUGCCUGUGGCCAUUCCUCCAUGUCACAUGCUGAAGAUAGAGAGCAGAGAAGGAGAGACAUCCUUGUCUCAGGGUCUUUCCUAGGUGUGUGACAUGGUUAAAAAGAGAGGUGGAUAGGCUGAAUCUGGGUCAUGUUCAUUAGGGCACACCGUAGAAAAACUUCUUUUUUUUAACUUUCUGCAACAGAGGUGGAUGGGCUGAAUCUGGGUUGUGUUCAUUUGGCCACAAAGUAGCCAAAUGUUUCUGUUACAAACUACCAGAUACUGGGGUAGCUGUAUGAAUCCACUGUCAAAUGUGACACAUCGUCUUUCUUUUCUUCUUCUGGUUUUUUCUCUCUCCAUCGUUACCCAGAUUCAGAAUUUGGAGGCAAAAGCUAUUUUUUUAUUAUCUUGAGCUCUUAAAAUACCAGAAUUGUAUAAAAAAAAUAUAGAUGAGUAUUUAUACCAAAAGUAUAUUAUGUAAAGUAAAGGGUCCCUGAGGAGGAGGUCUGAUGGAGGCCUGGCGCAUACUCUGCAGAUUGUAGGUAGUAGGCCUAGCUAGCCAGGUUUAGCUAGCCUAGCGUCCCGUUGGCGAGCCAGGUUUAGCUAGCCUAGCGUCCCGUUGGCUAGCCAGGUUUAGCUAGCCUAGCGUCCCGUUGACUAGCCAGGUUUAGCUAGCCUAGCGUCCCGUUGACUAGCCAGGUUUAGCUAGCCUAGCGUCCCGUUGACUAGCCAGGUUUAGCUAGCCUAGCGUCCCGUUGACUAGCCAGGUUUAGCUAGCCUAGCGUCCCGUUGGCUAGCCAGGUUUAGCUAGCCUAGCGUCCCGUUGACUAGCCAGGUUUAGCUAGCCUAGCAUCCCGUUGGCUAGCCAGGUUUAGCUAGCCUAGCGUCCCGUUGGCUAGAGGCUGUGUGGUGUACAUUACAUUCAUAGGGCCAGUGAAUAGAAUGCAUAUUUUGUUUUUAUAUCAGAGUGUUAAAUCCAUGUAAUAUGUAAUAAACAACUUUACCAAAUGAGCGUAA